Messenger RNA from Coccinella septempunctata (seven-spotted ladybird), 1422 nucleotides. RefSeq lists its product as uncharacterized. The coding region runs from base 1 to 1422 and encodes 473 amino acids. Lineage: Eukaryota; Metazoa; Arthropoda; Insecta; Coleoptera; Coccinellidae. The record is from RefSeq and is a predicted model, not a curated record. The transcript has a single exon.
AUGGUGAGAGAGUUCAGCGGAGACAUUGGGAUGAAAUUCGGGCUGGAUAAAUGUGCGACGGUCGCUGUGAUGAGAGGGAAACUGGAACGUGAAGAAAAUAUGGUGUUGAUAGACGGACAAGUGAUACCAGCUUUAGGGGCAGAAGAGAGGUAUAAAUAUCUUGGUGUCCAGGAGACAUAUGAAAUUAGACAAAGGGAGAAUAAGGAAGAAGUCGAAAGAGAGCUGUUCACAAGGAUCAAGAAAGUCUUAAACACACAACUGUCAGCCAAGAACAAAAUGACCGCUAUCAAUACCUGGGCAAUACCGGCUUUCAUAUAUACUGCUGGAGUACUCACCUGGUCUCGGACGGAUCUGGAAAGACUAAACAGGAGAACUAGGACCACCUUGACACAGUAUGGUUUGCUGCAUCCAAAUUCAGCUAUUGAAAGGCUGUAUAUUCCACGUAGAGAGUCGGGGCGAGGACUGAGCUCACUGGAGAACGUCUAUCUGAAAGAAGAAAGCAGAAUUAAAACCUUUUUUCUGCAGAGCAACUUACCGGUGCACCAGUGGGUAACUAGCCAACGCUAUGUGUCCACGCCGGCAGGAAACGACGAUGAGCAGGAACCUGAAACAGAGAACAUGGUUGAAAAAUGGAAAGAAAAAUGGAGAUCAAAGCCCUUACAUGGACGGUUCUAUGCCAGCCUGCAGCAGCCAGAAGUCGACUUGCCCAGCACGAACACCUACCUCACUCAGGGUUACCUCUAUCCUCAGACUGAGGGAACCCUGAUGGCAAUACAGGAUCAAGUUGUUCCUACACGAGCCUACGCGAAACACAUAAUGAAGCAAAACAUCGAAAACACAAAAUGCAGGCUCUGCAACAACGUUGAGGAAACUGUGCAACAUUUGUCAUCUGGAUGCUCGACUAUAGCUAACACCAAAUACUUGUCUCGCCAUAACAACAUGGGCAAAGUUGUACACCAGUUUAUGUGUCUCAGAGAACGGCUUCUCCAAGAGUUCGUCCCUCAUCACAUCUACGAACCGACGACUGUCCGGGAAAACCAAGAUAUCAAGAUCUAUUGGGACUUGACAGUGCAAACAGAUCCGGGUGCUGAACAUAACCGACCAGACAUGGUUGUAUGGAACAAAGAUAAGAAGUCGGCGAUCAUCAUUGACUUCGCGGUACCGUUAGACCAAAACCUCGCUAAAGCCUACGGAGAGAAGAUUGCCAAAUACGAAUUGCUAUCAAGACAGAUGAAGCGAACUUUUGAGCUGGAAAAAGUAGAAAUAAAGCCAUUGGUGAUUAGCUGCAAUGGUCUGGUACAUAAGAAAACCGUUGAGCACUUGAGAGAGAUGGAUCUGCCUUCAAACACCAUAACUUGGAUGCAGAAGGCCGUAAUAUUGGCAACUGUCAGCAUCAUACGACAAGUGAUAUUCCCACACUAA